Messenger RNA from Desarmillaria tabescens, 2172 nucleotides. RefSeq lists its product as uncharacterized. The record is from RefSeq and is a predicted model, not a curated record. NCBI's taxonomy places the organism in Eukaryota, Fungi, Basidiomycota, Agaricomycetes, Agaricales, Physalacriaceae. Bases 1 to 2172 code for a protein of 723 amino acids. The transcript is spliced from 9 exons.
AUGAGCUCGUCUACGAAGUCUGUAUUCCGUUCCCGCAUGGGAAAGGCCGUGCGCCGCACGUCCUCCAUUCUAUCACUAUCACGUCCCGGUACGCCUUCUGGGUCAGAUACCAGCUCCGUCAAAAAUGUCGAAGCACGGUCUGCGGUUGUGCCUACGCCGGACCCUGCAGUACAUGAGGCCCCAAGCCCUAUAGCAGAGUCACCAGCGAGAGAAGCUGCCGCAGUGGCAAGUGAUACUCCCCAGCCUACAGGUCCUUCUCCUCUAGCUCAAACUAUCGUUACCGAUUCACCUGCUCUCACUGCAGAACCUGAAAGCAUGCACGAUCACAGAAGCGUGGAGGCGUCCAAGUCCGUGGAGGAAACACGGACUUUGACCUCCGAAGGCAAGGCCGAUGAGGCCGUUCAGCAGAACGGAACUGCUGCUCAGGAGGCACCAGUGGCCGCGUCUCAAGUCGAGGAACAGCCUCAUGCAGAGUCGAAAGGAGAACGUUCUUCACUAAUGAGCGAGUCCAUUCCCGCUACUCUAGAGGCCGAACCUGCCACGGCCCCUCCGCCAUCGCCUCCACCUCCACCGGCUCGUGAAAUGGAAGGUGUCUCGUCGUAUUUCGGAAUUCCUACGCAAUCAGAACCAGAACCGGUUCUUGCCACCAGCGUCGUGCCGGAAGAAUCGAUUCCAUCUGUGCCGGCACCCCAGCCUCGAGACGUUCAGGCCGAAAGCACCCCCCUCUCUGACGUUCAUGAAGAACCGGUGAAAGAAGCAGUAAAAAUGCCUUCUCCCGUGCUAGCCACUGCGACCUUACCUUCAUAUGAUGCCGACUUGUCUCAAGAGGCUUGGAGAGAUACCCGCCAUUCGUCUGUGGCACAGUCAUUGGCCGGAACGAUACGCAGUGAACACGUCGCCGACCGUGGAUCUCAAUACGAGGGAACGACUGGGCAAAUGACGAUGCCGACGGAGGAUCCAUUCGCUGAUCCUAUCCCUGCGAUAAACGUUUCGCAUGAGGACAUUUCUAUGCCCGAGCAAGUGGUGCUUCCACCCUUUUUUUCCCAAGCUAAUGUACCUUUCGAAAUCAGGCCGCAGCAUGAAGAAGCACCAGUACCUCAAGGCGACCAGUCCAUAGUCGUGAUGCCGCUCCCGCCCAUGCAGGAUGUGAUACCAUCAAGAUCUAUCCGCGCUACUUCAUCGACACAAAGCCUUGGUAACAGCAGUCAUCAUUUCGAACCGGAGACAGAUGAAACGCGUCCUUUACUUCCGCAGGUACCUUUCCCCAGGUCACCCUCGUACCUUCAGUCUCAACACCAGACUCGAGUCAACGUUUCUCCCCAGUCCGCAUUGCCCUCGUCUUCGUUUUGGCCUUUGCCAGCACCGUCAACUGCCCCCAAACUGAACCAGCUGGGUUGGAUCGAGUUCUCUCUUCCAGACUCUACGGUGUACUAUGUUCAUCCUACCCUGCGAGUGACAACCGAUAUAGAGUUGCGGAACAGCAAGAAGCUAGAUCUGGUCACAUUCUACUUUGAAAACUACAAAAACGAACUUGCUCCACCCAGUGGAAUGGAGCUGUGGCUAAGGGAAAGCGCUCGGAAGAAGAAGCGUGAUCCUCCUCUUAUGGCUUUGGAUACAGAAUAUCGGUACUGGGCGUUCAUGGAAGCACAUCCUGCGCACAACCCACUUCCUCCAAAUGCACACGAGGAAGCUAUGAAUGCUCUUACAUGGGCAUUGACAGAUCGCCUGCUUCCUUCUCAGCAAACAACCUCGGCGCCUUUCAGUCAAAAUGAGUACCAAGAGCUCACUUCUUUACUUCGUGGGGAAAUUACGACCGAGAACGGAAUGCAAAUUACCCGGAUCGUCUCUAGAAUUCAUCUUCGCAUGAUUCAUUGGCGUCAAUUGAAUUUCCGUCCCAACAAGCCUCUUCCUCGUGAUGCGCGCGGCGACUCUUUACGUCUGCCUGCACGUCGUAAUCAGCUAGGCCGCGCUUUGGUCGACUUUUGUAUCUCCUGCCUGUGUCCUCGGCAUUCCAUAUAUCUUUACAACCGUUCGCAUCAUCGGGGAAUGGACGAAGAAGGCGGUAUUCGAGGUGCUGCUCCAAUGCUGGUGAUCGGUGCCUGCACUUGUCUUGUGGCUUGCGAUUGUUCUGAGUGCAUCGGUGACUUUCCUUUCCUUACCUGGGUUGGAUAA